CUAUCGGUUCACACGGAACAUUUUGCGGUCGGACUACGAGAACGGAAGUUGUGUGCCUUGCUUGCUUGAGGAGGUCAAGUGAAACUGGUACUGCUCACCAGGAACGUUCAGGACAAACCAGUGUCGUGGUGGAGCUGCUGUAACAUCAUACAGUCAUGGUGAAGAAAAAGCAACUUCGUCCCAUAGCCGAAAUGGCUCGGAGGAUCCGGGCGUACCGAGAGCUCAAGUCCCGGCCGCGGGAUUCCCAGAAAUACGCCCUGGACUAUGAAACGAUGAAACGGCCUUACACGGGGAAGAUGCUGCCCGUGUUGGCCUGGCAGGAUGUUCGCAGGGAGAGCCGCCUCUUCUCCCUGCUGGCGGGCAUGAGGCUGUUCGGAGUGGGCCGCCUCUUCACCCGCAAGUCCUGGUUGGAGGACCACACAGAGCCCAGCUACUGGCAGAUCACCAAGGUCAAGGUGGACUACACGUCUGAGAACAUGGAUCAUGGCAAGACAUGGGGGAUCCUCACCUACAAAGGAAAACAGGAGAGCGAAGUCAAGGAGAUGGAUAAGGUGAUGUAUCACGACUGGCGCCUGAUUCCCAAACACAUGGAGCAGCAGUUCAGGGACUUUGAGCCGCUCCCCGAGCCACCUGUGCGCUACGUCCCCUUCCCCCCCUUGCUCCGCGCCAUGAUGCUGGCCCAGUACAAGAAAACAACAGGCAACGUACUCUCGGAGGAACCUGCCUUACCUUUAAAGAGGGAGGUCCAGCUCAACAAAGACUAUUUCUACAGGCAGGAACAAGAGAGGAAGAGGAAAGAGGGGACAGCGGUGUGAUGUAUUAAUGUGAUCUGCUAAUCUUGGACAUUUUGGACCAAAUCAGUGUUGACAGAAGCAGUUAACUUCUUCUGUCCAAACACACUUUGAAGCCCUCGCCUCAAAGUCCUGGACUCAAACGAAUUCCCUGUUAUUUCCAUCUGAAGCAGGCAUCUCUGUGUGUAGUGUUUCUGCGUCAUGUGCUAAAUAUUAAAUCUGAAAUAAAAUGAGACCACUCUCACUGA
Messenger RNA from Lates calcarifer (barramundi perch), 1039 nucleotides. It is a transcript of the gene mrps34, whose product is annotated as mitochondrial ribosomal protein S34. The record is from RefSeq and is a predicted model, not a curated record. The coding region runs from base 156 to 815 and encodes 219 amino acids. The transcript has 4 exons. Gene Ontology annotation, biological process: mitochondrial translation. Gene Ontology annotation, molecular function: structural constituent of ribosome. NCBI's taxonomy places the organism in Eukaryota, Metazoa, Chordata, Actinopteri, Centropomidae. Gene Ontology annotation, cellular component: mitochondrial small ribosomal subunit; mitochondrion.